GUUUCCCAAUCGAAAAUAAAUUCCGUACAGAAUUUUCGUGUUUUAAAGUAAAAAUUACCUUUUGUUUUGUCUUUUAUUGAUUACAAUCCUUCAAAACUACGAACUAAAAGAUGACCUCUUGCACUAUUUUACGGUUCACCGGAACGCGUAACGUAACAGCUGACAGUGCAGUCCGGUCGACCUUCUGCUACAGCAAAGGUAAAUUGAUUUUCCCCGUUGUUAACAAAGAAUUUUAACAAAUCAACCGACAGCGUUGUGAGGGACAUGAAGGUUUCCCCAGCAAGAGACAAUCACAUGAUGUUUUCACAUUGAUCUCCACAGUAAUAACAUCUCAGGUUAAUCAUUAUUUUUACGUGUAAUCACCAAUAAAAGGGAACUUAUCAACAUAUCAUAAGAUGGAGAUUCCACAAGUAAAUCUGACCAUAGAGGGUGCUGUUGAACCCAUCUCGAAGUGGAACACCUACGCUAAGACACUGUUAUAUUGGACAUACGAGGGGGUUGAUUACAGCAUAGAUGGAACAGGAGGCGAGGAUUGCGUAAACUUUUUAGGCCUCGGUCAACGCCUCAUCGAGACCUUCUUUGCCUGUGGGUUAGCCUGCUUGGCAAUGUACGUGGCAUAUCCCAGGUUGAAGCUUCCACAGGCCUUAGCAGAAGAUAGAAAUUCUAAAAUGAAGAGAUUUUUGUCAGUAUUACUGACACUGACAUUUGGCGUGGAAUUAGGCUACAAGUUGGCUACCAAGCAGUUUAUUUGGAUAUUUAACCCUUGCCAUCUGGAAACCAUAGCACAGAUUUUUCUGCUGGCCGCCCCUUCCAACAAGUACGUGACCACUGUAUUCCGUCUACACAUGUACGCAUUUCACGGCGCAACCCUUGCCAUGCUACUUCCUGUUACGAACACAAGACUGCUGCCUUUUGAGACAGAGGUCUAUUACGUGCAGCAUAUACUGAUGUUGCUGGUACCGUAUUUUCUUAUGAGAGAAAGGGGUCCUUACCUCACAGAACCUAUAUCAGAUAUAUGGUGGCCCCUUAUGGCUCUGGGAAUUCUGUAUUUUUGGCACUUUGGACCACUCCACUAUAUAGCUUAUCUUUCUCAGGUCAACCUGAACAACAUGCUGUGCCCAGCCAUCAGUGACCCGUUCUAUGGGCCACGCUACAGGUGGUGGGCCAUGGGGCACCAGGUGCUGAUGAUCCCCCUCCAUGCCAAGGUGUACACCUAUGUGGCCAACCUCCUCCUGCCCAGCAGCACUCAGGACUCCCACAGGGGCAGGGGGGACAGCCUCGGCUCCAACGGACAUGCUAAGAUGAACUGAAGACAGGGGCGGAGGAUUGUAGAAGAUGUAGAACUGAUAGCAGGAUGUUGAACUCAUACCAGGAUGUAGAACUGAUACCAUGAUGUUGAAUUGAUACCAUGAUGUUGAAUUGAUACCAUGAUGUUGAACUGGUACAAAGAUGUUGGACUGGUACCAGGAUGUUGGACUAAUACCAGGAUGUUUGACUGGUACCAGGAUGUAGAACUUAUACCAGGAUGUUGAAUUUAUACCAUGAUGUUGAAUUGAUACCAUGAUGUUGGACUGGUACCAGGAUGUUGAACUUAUACCAGGAUGUUGAAUUCAUACCAUGAUGUUGAAUUCAUACCAUGAUGUUGAAUUCAUACCAUGAUGUUGGACUGGUACCAGGAUGUUGAACUUAUACCAGGAUGUUGGACUGGUACCAGGAUGUUGAACUUAUACCAGGAUGUUGAAUUGAUACCAUGAUGUUGAAUUGAUACCAGGAUGUUUGACUGGUACCAGGAUGUUCAAGGCUUUUUUCUGAAAUGAAUUGAUACCAGUGAAUAAACCUGAUCAAAAUGAUCAAUAACUGUGCUAAUUAACUGAUACCAGUGAAUAGAGCAGUUUGUGGGAAGGUGUUAGGCAUGCUUUGAUACUACUUAAAACAAUAUGUGAUGUGAUUCAGUGAACUGCAGCCACAGAAGAGGUACAGUCCAGAUCUGUUGACAUGGUUGGGUGCUGCUGGUAUCAAAGAGUUUGGGCACAGGGCAGUGACAGACAUGCUGAAGUGAUCAGUCACCAGUGAGAAGACUUGUCCACUUGGCAGAGAAAAAGGAGACCUUGUUAGAAGUGAACAGAAGAGUGGAUUGUGUGAUGUUUCAUAGACAUGUUAAAAUGUCCUGUCUGUGUUUUUUUUU
Molecule: messenger RNA, 2185 nt
Organism: Lingula anatina
Lineage: Eukaryota; Metazoa; Brachiopoda; Lingulata; Lingulida; Lingulidae
Product: transmembrane protein 164
Source: RefSeq, a predicted model, not a curated record